Alosa alosa (allis shad) is the source of this 1361-nucleotide messenger RNA. Its product is annotated as glutathione S-transferase kappa 1-like. Gene Ontology annotation, cellular component: mitochondrion; peroxisome. Lineage: Eukaryota; Metazoa; Chordata; Actinopteri; Clupeiformes; Clupeidae. Gene Ontology annotation, biological process: glutathione metabolic process. The transcript has 8 exons. Gene Ontology annotation, molecular function: glutathione transferase activity; glutathione peroxidase activity. The coding region runs from base 234 to 968 and encodes 244 amino acids. The record is from RefSeq and is a predicted model, not a curated record.
CUCAUGUGGGAACAACAAACUUGGGGAAGAUUUGGGCAACAGUUUCCCAGUUAUGAAUUUCACUUUUCGUCACUGUUUAAAUUUAGUCCAAAUGGACUGAUAACUUGGACAAUAACUAUAGGAACACCUCUGCCUGACAGAUUUGAACACACUUCUAUUCAGGAUUUAUGGCCUAUGUUACCAUACCACUGAACUGGGAGUGUUCCAAGUACGUGGUUUAGUGACAAACCUGGAUGUCAAGUUACGGCAAACUGAAACUGGUGGAAUUGUUUUAUGAUGUAAUAUCCCCUUACUCAUGGCUAGCAUUUGAGGUGUUUUGUCGGUACAGGAACGUAUGGAAUAUCAAUCUGAAGUUGCGACCUGCCCUUCUGGGUGGAGUCUAUAAAGGUGCCGGUAACAGGAGUCCUGAUGAGGUUCCUAGAAAGUUCCACUACAUGGCAGCAGACCUACUCCGCUUGGGCUCCUACGCCGGAGUUCCACUCAGAGUUCCUGCUCAGCCUGUCAAUGUUUUGAUGGCCAAAGGUUCUCUGGAGGCCAUGCGCUUUGUGACUGCAGUGGCUGAGAAGGAGACAGGUGGAGAUGCCCAGGUGGAGAAGGUCUCCAGGGAGCUGUGGAUGAGAAUCUGGAGUAAUAGCCAAGACAUCACCCAGCUCAGCUCUCUUGCAGAGGUGGGUCUAAAUGCUGGACUAUCUGACAAGAAGGUACAAGAAUUACUGGAAAUGUCUCAGAGUAAGGCAAUCAAGGACAAGUUGUGGACAACUACCCAAGAAGCCCUUGAUUAUGGGGGUUUUGGAUUUCCCCUCACAGUCUGCCAUGUAAACGGAGAGGCCAAAAUCUUCUUUGGAUCAGACAGAUUUGAACUAAUGGCUCACUGUCUCGGUGAGAAGUGGAUGGGACCACAGCCUGUGCACCCGUCAGUAACUCUCAGUCAACAACCAGCCUUUAUGAGAGCAGCCAUGGCCCAUUGAGACUUUCUCUUUGGACAGAGACAUUGAUAUCUUCUUUAAUGAAUUGGAUAUGGGACUAUUGUUUACUUAAGUACAUGCUCCUACCGUGCUAAUUUAGCCCCAGGCUACCACACCCCAACUCAGACCCAGUAGCAGCACUACUACCGUGCUAAUUUAGCCCCAGGCUACCACACCCCAACUCAGACCCAGUAGCAGCACUACUACCGUGCUAAUUUAGCCCCAGGCUACCACACCCCAACUCAGACCCAGGAGUCAGGAGCCCUUGGUUGUGGAAAUGAAAAAGAAAGUGACUAUUAAAAAUAGUUUGUGUACAUAUUACAGAUAUUUCAGUAUUUAUAUUAAUGUCAAGUCAACUUUAUAUAUAUAAAAUAAAAUAUGUUAUUCUUUUCUAAA